Molecule: messenger RNA, 3945 nt
Organism: Oncorhynchus tshawytscha (Chinook salmon)
Lineage: Eukaryota; Metazoa; Chordata; Actinopteri; Salmoniformes; Salmonidae
Product: zona pellucida-like domain-containing protein 1
Exons: 1
Coding region: 506-1708 (400 amino acids)
Cellular component (GO): cell surface
Source: RefSeq, a predicted model, not a curated record
UUUAUUCAUUUAGCUUUUCUUUUUUUUUGUACUAUUUUAUUCACUUAAUUACUUUUUGAUUGUUGUUCCAUUGUCGAGGCGAUCCUGCAAGUCAGAAUUUCAUGGCACUGUUCUCCACCUACAUCAUGUGUAUGUGAUUUAUCAACAGACUAGAACUUCAACUUCUGGGUCAUUGUGUGCUCUCUUACGACCACACUGGGUCAUGAGAAAGGUCAACGGGGGUAUUGUCGGGAGUCAAAAAUGAGGCCAACAACGGUUUCGUUUACAUCCAACACUGCAUGAAACAUCAUAUCAGCCCAAGGGAACCUGCAUUUUCAAGAACAUUGACAAAAGAAAUAGGCAAUUUUCUCUGCGUGACACCCUCAACACAAUGUAAUCGUUUGAAUAAGCAGAGCAACGUUGACCUUGUUGCUGUCCUAUCCCAAGAAGGAGCCCUGGCUAUAAGAGCACCUGUAAUGAAGCAGGACAGUCAAGAUAUGAACACAGCAAGGAACGCAAAAAGAAAAUGAAACUUCUCAGCGUUGUACUUUUUGCCAUGAUGGGCACAAAGAAAAGUCAACUACAAUUAAUUGACUGUGGAACAAACUUAAGACGGCCACAAUACACUGACAUCUCGGUAACUUGUGGAACCAAAUCUAUUGGCCUGGCUAUCCUCAUCUGCCCAGCCAUGUACACUGGCUACAACGAGUCCCUGCUUAUCCUCAACCACGUCAUGAAUGGCCCAGCCUGCAAGGGAACCUUAGAUCAAAGUGUGAUUCCACCUGUCGUGAGGUUUGAAUUCCCCCUCAACACAACCAAUUCCUGUGGCAGCCUCUUCAGGACAACCAGCGCCGCAGGCACAGGAAUAUUCUCUGACUUCUCCAACCUCCAGACAGUCAACAUCAGCGGGGUGGUCCGAUCAUAUGAUCCCACCACAGGGCCAGUCACUUACAACACUGAGUUGAAGUAUUAUUACUCCUGCGCCUAUCCCUUAGAGUACCUGACCAACAACACCCAGAUUGAUACGUCUGCAUCUUCUAUUGCGGUUAAGGACAACAAUGGUACUUUCAUCAGCACUUUGAGUCUUAAUCUUUUCAGCGAUGACAACUACAUUUCGCCCUUAAUCAUUCCGAAACAGGGUCUUGAGCUGAGGACCGAAAUCUACACUCGAGUCCAAGCCACCAACCUGACCUCCCAUUACCAUGUGUUCCUGGACCAAUGCUACGCCUCCAUUUCUCCACAACCCGACAGUGACAACUCCACUAUCUUCAACCUGUUUGUCCCUUGUAACGUCGACCCGUUGACCGUCAUCAGAGAGAACGGAGAGAGUCAACGUGCCUGCUUCUCCUUCCCGGCCUUCCGGUUCAUGGAGCAACCAAAUGAGAUGAUGUCCACCUACUUCCUCCACUGCAUCACCCGUCUCUGUGAGGAGAGCACCUGCAGUGCUCUUAAACAAUGUACCAACCGGAGGAGAAGGAAUGCCGUUCCCGAAAUUGUAGACGGAGUGACAGGGUACACAACCAUUAGCUCUACUCCUAUCACCAUCAGGGCAGAAAGAGUUGUGGCAAUAAAAGAACAGGAGACUGCCAGCAACAACUCAGACACUUCUACAGGACUUGGUGUGGCAGUGGGCUUUCUGGCAUUCGUCUGCAUUAUUGUCCUUAUAAUGGCAGCAGUCUUCUACAGGACACUCAAACCAUUAAAAAGGGGGUUGACUGCUCCACCUUGAAUGAGUUGAAAUAUGGGUCAGCAACACAGACGCCGUUGUCCCUUUAAAAUACAAGUCAGGUUGGUGGCAUUGACUUGAGUAUAAAUGGGGUCCUCAGCUCAAGACCGUGUGUGGUCCACCUGCUGGUCUCACUACUCUGGAGGAGGACUCAACUUAUCAUGCCUUUUUUCCACAUUUGUUUACAUUUGGGAGAUCUUGUUUUUCUAGUUAUUUGUCAGCUGUAGCUGAUUAAUGAUGUGUAUACUAAAGAAUAGAACAAUCCACCUUUUCGAGUGUUUAUAUAAAGACACGAUUACAGACUUAGUUAGUGCUGUGUUUAUGUAAAGACACGAUUACAGGCUUAGUUAGUGCUGUGUUUAUGUAAAGACACUAUUACAGACUUAGCUAGUGCUGUGUUUAUGUAAAGACACGAUUACAGGCUUAGCUAGUGCUGUGUUUAUAUAAAGACACGAUUACAGGCUUAGCUAGUGCUGUGUUUAUGUAAAGACACUAUUACAGACUUAGCUAGUGCUGUGUUUAUGUAAAGACACGAUUACAGGCUUAGCUAGUGCUGUGUUUAUAUAAAGACACUAUACAGGCUUAGCUAGUGCUGUGUGCAGGUGGUCAUUUAAUGUCAUGACUAAUGUACUUAUGUCGCGUUCACGUCCUGUCGCAGUGAUCGGAGGAACGACUUGGAGCGUUCACGUGCUCGGAGCUCAGAAGGAAAGCAAGAUCCGUUCUCACCAUUGACCACCCGAAAUCACGGUCAUGUUUGUGGUGCGUGAAGUCAGUGUUCAGCAUGUGGGAAAGAGAUCAUGGCCAAGUUUCCUAGUCGUAACGACAAGUUGGAGGGGUGUUCACGUGCAUAUAUCCCAGUAGGAAGGUCGUAUUUACGAUUUACCCGACAAAAUAUGAACGCGGGCAUGAAGGCAGCUCUGCCCCGAUGAAAGAAUUAAUGUGGUUGGUUGACUCAAUUACGAGGGCGGGGCUUACAUUUUAUUUCAAACCUGCUGCAUGCUCUGAAAGGAUAAUUUAACCAAUCUGCUGUUAUGGUGAGUGAGCAAUUUUGGGGUGAUUUAUUGUAUGAUUCUGUUUUUAAGAUAACUAGCUAUAUUUAUCAUUGGAAAGUUGUUCUAAUCUCACAAAUAUAGUGAACAUGUAUAUUAAAAAAAUUAUAUCUUCUUCAUUAAACAACCUCCCUAGAAAGCUAGCUGGUGCUGGUAAAAUGGCUCGAUAACUAAUUGUAACGUGGCGAGAAUCACUAGACUGCCUCCUACAAACGGGAAGGUACGUGCUUCGACUAACCUCAGCGCCCCUCACACAUUGGGGCCAUGUGUUCCGACUGCCUCACAGCCACCAUCCCACUUCUGACACCAAUGUAGCGAACGGAGGGAGUGGGAAGCGAACCUGAGUCUCCAGCGUGAAAGGCAAACAACCUACGCAAUCCCGCCAAUAUGGAAAGCAAAGAUUGCUACAGUAUGCUUUGUUGAUUUUGAUUAUUUAACCCCCUAGAGUCUAUUGAUGCACCGGCGCAUCCAUAUAAGAGACAUAGUAAAUAAAUCUGCCACAAAAUCUAUCAAUUUAAGACAGAGAUAUCUGCUUUCUUGCAUGGACUUCGUCUCAAUCCACCGCAUCCACCUACGUCGCCCUUCCUCUUAUGCAGUGGAAAGUGGCAGAGCUACAGCGUUGAUUUAAACUGAGUGAGAUCGAAUGUGAAUGGUCCAAAAAAAGGUGUCAAUGGAAGCCAGUUUGGAUUUGGCUUCAGACCAAUCACCAAUCAAAAGCAAAAUGUCAUUGUCAGAAAAAACUUGAAUUGUUGUGUCGUUGUCCUCCGGUGGCUAUCCAGCUAGCUAAAAUGUACCCUUCCCCAAAUUUGCCAUAUAUGGAGAUAGAGAUUUGGACUUGUGGUUUUACUUAACUCUCUGUACUGGCCAAUGAUUAAAACGGCAAUUCUGAUCCAACCAUAAAUUCAUAAAUUGUUGUGCCUCUGCCCUGAGAGGAUGGAAGUUCAAUAUGUAGUUAGAUGUAGUACGCUAAUCUUAACUAGUUGGCUCAUCAUUGCCCAUGAAAGGAAGCUAGGCUAGCGAGCAAGCGUUUUAGCAAGGUAGCCAAGAACAACAAAACUAAAAGAGUGUACUGUAUGACAGAUUCAUAGACCGCUUCGUCAACAUGAACGAGAGGAGGAUGACAUUGGCGUUUCUCUACAAGUAGGGUGAGUCAUGUUUUUCUACUUUUCUACACACACACACACACACACA